ACCGAAAAUAAUUUUCCUCGAAGGCAUUUUGACAGUAAUCUCCGGAUCCAAAGAGAACUUCCCCAAAUCUGAAGCAACCCAAUCAACAGAGUAUUUAAUCCCCGGGAGAUCUACUUCAAAUUCAGUCUCCUUCUCUUACACAGUCUCAACCCAUUCUUCGAAAUUCCAUCAAAAUUCUUAAAGAAGCAAACUAGAUAAAUUCCAAUGGCUGUGAGGAAACCUGGUUUGAUUGCUUUGUUUGAUGUUGAUGGCACUCUUACAGCUCCAAGAAAGGUGGCUACUCCCAAAUUGUUGGAGUUCAUGAAGGAGCUGAGGAAGGUUGUUACUGUUGGAGUAGUGGGUGGAUCUGACCUUAGUAAGAUAUCUGAGCAGCUUGGGAAAUCAGUUAUUAAUGACUAUGAUUAUGUAUUUUCUGAAAAUGGGCUUGUUGCUCAUAAAGAUGGAAAACUCAUUGGCACCCAGAGCUUGAAGUCAUUUCUUGGAGACGAAAAGCUGAAGGAAUUUAUAAACUUUACACUGCAUUACAUUGCUGACUUGGAUAUCCCAAUAAAAAGAGGAACAUUCAUAGAAUUCCGAAGUGGGAUGCUCAAUGUAUCUCCAAUCGGGCGAAACUGCAGCCAAGAAGAAAGAGAUGAAUUCGAAAAGUAUGACAAGGUUCACAACAUACGCCCAAAAAUGGUUUCUGUGCUUCGAGAAAAGUUUGCUCACCUUAACCUGACAUUUUCAAUUGGAGGACAAAUAAGCUUUGAUGUUUUCCCCCAGGGUUGGGACAAAACUUACUGCUUGAGAUACCUUGAAGAAUUUCAAGAAAUUCACUUCUUUGGUGACAAAACUUACAAGGGAGGAAAUGAUCAUGAAAUUUUUGAGUCAGAGAGAACAGUGGGUCACACAGUUACUAGUCCUGAAGAUACAGUGGAGCAGUGCACAGCUCUCUUCCUGUGCAACCCCUGAACUUCAAAUUUUUAUUCUGUAUAUUGUUAAGUGAUAUACGAUUUGUAUCACGUAUUUUACACGAAGAAUAAGCGUAAGCAGAUCUCUAGAUCAAUUAUGUAGCGUUAUGAGUUAUCGUCAAAGUGAUGGAAAUUUGUUAAUGGAGAACUUGCGAGAAUUAUUGUAUCACAAUUCUCUUGCCAUAACCUGAGUGAAAGCAAAUUUACUUUGGCGUUCAAUA
Molecule: messenger RNA, 1171 nt
Organism: Theobroma cacao (cacao)
Lineage: Eukaryota; Viridiplantae; Streptophyta; Magnoliopsida; Malvales; Malvaceae
Gene: PMM
Product: phosphomannomutase
Biological process (GO): mannose metabolic process; protein N-linked glycosylation; GDP-mannose biosynthetic process
Cellular component (GO): cytosol
Molecular function (GO): phosphomannomutase activity
Source: RefSeq, a predicted model, not a curated record